Messenger RNA from Prorocentrum cordatum, 6783 nucleotides. The record is from the annotation of a GenBank genome assembly. NCBI's taxonomy places the organism in Eukaryota, Dinophyceae, Prorocentrales, Prorocentraceae.
AUGCUGAACUUCGCCCCGUGCGGCUUCGAUGGGGUGCCCCCGGGACAUCGGGCCACGUGCCUGUUCCUACCUCGCGGCGGGAGUACAGCGUCAAAUUAUUCAGCUCUGCAGAUGUUCAACUUAAUGGACCGCCUCCCGUCAUCCAUGCCUUUGCGGAAUCGCAAGCGGACUCGCCUGGGCUGCGCAGCCCCGUGCAGCCACGCUGAGCGCCGCCAGUGCCAGUUCCACAAAAGCGCGGUGUUCGAAGGGCGCGAGCGAGCCCAGGCCCCCAGCGUCAGCUCCAGGGGCUCCCAGUACAAAAGCCCAUCGGCGAAUUGCGCAGAGCUCGAGGAGCAGAUCAAGCAUGUCAAGUCGGACAAGUCUCCCGACCCCCGUUUACCUCCUCCGCUUUGGGCCAGCGUGCUCGCGGCAGACAGCGAGAUGGCGGAGAGGUUUGGCGCGUCAUGCGGCUUGAGGGCGUCAUCGGUGGACACCGAUGCGGAGCCCGCCGCCUCCCACAAGCCGCAGAGGGAGAUCCUGGAACGAGAUCAGGUCAACGAGCUGCAGGAGCAGCUCAAAACAUCGGGCACAUACCUUACUGAGGCAACGGCCGAAGCGGUCAGGCUGGAGGAGGAGACACACAAGGCGAUGCCCCAGGUGCGCCCGCCAGAAACGUCCAAGUUGCCCACGCUGCGCGAAAUCCUGUCAGACUUCGCCGCAUCAGUGGCGCAGUUGGGCUGGGUGGCUGCAAGCUUGUGGCUGUGCGAGGGUUUCACGAGGGGGCUUAGCGCGACGGCGGAGGUGCGGCACGAGAACAUCGUGCAGAUCUACGAGAUAGCGGCCACGCCGUCAGGGGACCCGCUCAUCGUCAUGGAGUACUGCGCGGGGGGAGCUGGAGGCACGCACUCGCCCGCCGAGCCCUCGGGGACGUGCCCGUGCCCGCCCUCCGUCCCCCCCCCCCCCGGGGUCGAGCACGGCCUGUCGUUCAGCGAGAUCAAGUACGUCAGCCGGCAGUUGCUGGACGCCACCGGGCACCUGCACAAGCACGGGAUCAUUCACCGCGACCUGGCCACGAAGAACGUGCUGUUCAACCUCUCCGGGGAGAUCAAGGUCUGCGACUUCGGCAUCUCGCGGAUGGCCUUCGGGCAGGACGAGGAGUUCGGGCACAUCUCCGCCAAGGACCUGGAGAACCCGAACAUGAUCGUCUCCCUCCCGUACCGGGCCAUCGAGCUCCUGCUCGGCGACGCCAAGUACGGCCCCGCGCUCGACGUGUGGUCUGUGGGCUGCAUCUUCGCGGAGAUCAUCUGCUCGUGUGCGGGGAGGCGGCAGCCCUUCUUCGGGGGCAGCAUCGAGAGCCCGAACAAGAGCCCGACGGCCAUGGUCGAGGAGAUCUUCACGAUCCUCGGCCGGCCCACGUCGUCGACAUGGCCAGGCCUGAAGAGGCUCCCGCUGUUCGACUCCUUCAACACCGCCAGGGUGGCAGCCGCGACCUCGCACCGGGAGCGCGCGGAGGGCGAGCGCCGCGGGGACGAGCCCGCGCUGUUGCAGAGGUGGUUCUGCUCCGGCGAGGGCAAGUGCGCGGACGUGAAGUACCGCCUCACGGAGAGCUGCUUCGACCUGCUAGGAGGCCUGUUCACGCUCUGCCCCGCGGACCGCAUCUCCACCGACGAGGCGCUGAGCCACCCGUUCUUCACGCAGGAGCCUCGCGCGCGCGCGCGAGGGCGCCUGCUGGGGCAGGCGGCGCGACCGCGCGGUCGCGUGUGGGCAGGCAGCGCGACCGCACGGGGCGCGCGCGAGGCAUGCGCGAGGAACGGGGGCACGGGAGCGCGGCAGACCCACACGCCGGACCGCACGGGGCACGGCAGGGCAGCCCGGCAGACCGCGCCGGCACGGCGGGCCGGCACGGCACGGCGGGCCGCGGCAGCGCGGCAGACCAGCACGGCGGACCGCAGGGCAGAGCACAGGAGCGCGGCGGACUGGCACGGCGGACCUCGAGGUCACGGCAGGUUGGCACUGCAGACUCCGGGAGCCCUGGCCCUGCUCGGCCACAAGGGCCACAGCGCCAGCGGCAUCAGGUGCGCAGGGGAGCUGCCAAGCGCCCCGGUCGCAGGGCAGCAGCACCCCUCCGCGCGCGCGAGGUCGGCGGGCGCCGCCUCGGCCACGUCGGAGCCGGACGGAAGGAGCUUGCCGCAGAGCGUGAUAUGCAAGUGUAUGGAGUUUUCAGAGGUGAUAGCGAUUACAGCAAUCACCGACGACCUCGCUACAAGAAGGGCGAGCACGGCAAAUGCAAGAAUGGCAUCGAUCGCGAUGGCCGCCAAUGCAAGGGGGCCAUGGGUCGACAAGCGAGCUCUGCGCGAUGCGAUGCCCGAGAACAGCAAGACGCAGGUCAAGAAGAGCGACGCUUUCGACGCCAGCGAUCGUACAGUCGGGGCCCUGAAGAAGGUCCGCGACAGCAUGGAGGCAGCCGAAAUGGCCUUGAGCAGCCUGGUCGGCAUCCUGCAGGCGAAGCUGGCUGGGAGGAAGCCCUCCUGGCUCGGGAUUCUGCGCCGCAAUGCGGCCCUGCACGCGGACGCGCACUGCAUCAACGUGGCGACGGCGAAGCCAGCUGUGCUGCGCCGCGCCCAGCGUGAACGGCGGCUCGAGGUUCGCGCUGCACGAGAGUCGGAUUCCGCGGAAGGCUUCGAGGGGAAGUUGCGCGCGGAGGCGCCCGUCUUCGUCCCGUCGUUCGUCAUCGUGGAGUCCCCUUUUUUGCGACAGCGCGGCCGAGGGGGCCCGGGGGCGUUCUCGGCUCCGUGGGCCUGGGCGUCCAUCGGGAGCAAGCCGAAGGCCCUGUGCUUCAGGUUCCAGGCCGGAGCUGGCUGCAGGCCGCUCGUGGCCGCCCGGGCGCUGAGGCGGCUCUGGGGCUGGCUGUCGCCCCGGGCCGACGAGGCUACCAGCGCGGGCAGCGGCGGUCCUGCCGCCGCGGCGGCGCCCGUCGCCGCCCCCGGUGCCGGCGGCGGCGCCGAGCCGGACGAGCCCCCGGCGAGGACGGCGGGGUCCGCGCAGGACGCGUCGCAGGCCGCGCCGCUGGAGAGCGCGGGGCCGCCGCCGGACAUCUUGCAGUUCGACGCGGGAGUCUAUUUCGUCGAGGAGGAAGAAGGGGCGAUGACUCUGGAUGUCAUGCGCCUUGGCACUAUGAGGGGUAAGUGCAGCGUGAAGUACAAGACCGUCGACGGUUCUGCAAUAGCGGGGCAAAGGUAUGAAGCUGUUCAGGGCGAAUUGCAUUUCUCCGAAAAGGACACUUGCAAGAGCAUCACAAUUCCCAUCAUCGACGACGGCCAGUGGUGCACAACGCUGGAGUUCAGUGUCCUGUUGUACGACCCUGUUGGCUGCGAGCUCGGACGCUAUCUGUAUACUUCGAGGGUAAAGGUCAUCGAUGGGGAUACUUUCCCCACGAAUAGGUUCAACGAUGUCAUAAAAGAGCAUGGCCUUCGGGGACUGACGCAGGGCGACUGCGGUGUCAAGCCCGUGGAGCUGCUCAUCGAGUAUUUCAAGCUCAACUACAGCAACUUGGCCGUCAAGAGCAUGACGAUCGCAACGCUGGCGAUCGACCAGCUGCAGAACCUGUACUUCCUGCUGACCGUGAACCUGCUCAAGUACGUCGCGGACGACGUGCUGGCCCAGGGGGCGGAUCCUGCUGCGUUCCUCGUGCCCAACAGUCUAGAGAGCACGCUAAUCUCCGUCGGCGCGCUGUACCUGGUGCCGUACGGGCUCCUGAACGGACUGGACAUCUGGAAGUCACAGCUGGGCUUGCCAGAGGUCUCCAAGGCUUACCUGAGGCAGAACGUGUUCCGAAAGUUCAUGAACUACGAUGCGGACUCCAGGGGCAAAGUUCCGUCCAGCGAGCGCGUCUUGGCGAUGACCUCGGACAUCGACGACAUAGUCGAGUCUGGCUACAUGAAGGCGUUGGAGAUCGUGAAGAUAACGGGAAAGCUUGGCGUGUCGUCGUUUUUCAUCUUGCAGGAGAACCCUGAUGGGUUGGGACCCAUUGCUUUUCGGAUCUUUACGUUAGCAACCCUGGCUUUCGUCGCCGUAAAUGGAGACGAGAGUGUCAGAGUCCAGGAAGCCAUCUCGAAGCAGGAGGGCCGCAUGGUCGCCACCGUGCAGGACUCUGCUGCGAAGUAUCGCCUCAUCGCCGAUUACCUCAUGCGUCCGAAGAUCCAGGACGAACUCGAGCGAAAUGUGCAUGAGCUGAGCAAGGCAAGCAUCCCUGCGCAAACGCUGGAGUGCGUGAACGAGUAUUACCCUGGCUGGCUUGCGAAUGUCCUGACCGCGGCUUACAUCAUCUAUGGCGGGCAGCAGGUUGUCCAGGGCGACCUCCAGAUCGGAGCUUUCCUGGCCACCAGCGGGGUCAUCAAGGACGUGGGCGAGGGCUUCAAGGACAUCUUUACAUCGCUGAUCAGCAUCUCGAAGGCAGUCGAACCCAUCCAGGACAUGACGGUCUUCAUGAAUCUGCCGACCGACCUACGCAGCAACAAAAGGGUCAACAGGCAGCGCCGGAGCAGGACGAAGCUGGAGCGCUCGCCGGACCGGCUGGCAGAGCUGCGCCGUCGCACGGGCACGCAGUUCCCCACGGACGCCAUCCCCAUUAGCGUCGACGGCGUGUCGUUUUCGUAUCCCGGCGCCACCGCACCAGCAAUCGAGCGCUUCCAGGUGAGCGUGCCGCAGGGGAAGCUGGUGGCCGUCGUGGGGCCCCGCCGCGAGGGCAAGUCGACGGUCCUGCGGCUGCUUGGGCUUGUGGAGACCCCCUCGGAGGGGGAGAUCUUCGUGCCGGCGCACCUCCGCAUCCUGCACGUCUCGCAGAUCCCGAUGCUGCUCGACGCACCCCCCUGGGAGAACCUGGCGGUCGGAAGGCGGUACUGGAAAGACGCUGAGUUCGAAUCGCUGAGGGUAUCUGCAAGCGCCUGGGGCUCCAGCCCGCACUGGUUCAGCACCUCGAGGACACAAGGCUGGAGUUCCUGGCGCAGGGCCGAACCCCGUUGUGGAAGGAGCGGUGGCAGGAGUCCCUCAGCAGCAGCGACGCGACUCUCUGCCACAUCGGCCGCGCCUUUAUCUACAACCCUGAGGUGCUCGUCAUCCACAGGCCGACCCUGCUGCUGUCGGACUCCGCCGCCGAGACCGUGCUGGGGAUGCUGCGUGAGUUCGUGGACCGCCGCGGGGUCGAGCUGCCGCCGGACGCGAGCGGCAGGAGGCGGCCCCGCACCGCCUUUGCGAGCUUCACGCAGUCUCGGGGUGUGGAGCUGGCCGACGUCGUGUGGGGCGUCAGCCGGGGCGUCGUCUCCGAGAUACCGAAGUCGGCCGUCACGGACCUGCUGAUCGCCUGAUGGCGCCACUUCCAGUAUUAUAUCCCCGUCGCGCGAGAGGCCGCUCGGCAGAAGUGCUGAAGUAGGGUCUGCAGAUCGGUGGCGCGGGCUGCUGGAUAAUGGCCCUGGCGCGCGCUAACAAGACACGUGCCGACAGAGGGCUUGUGGUGGUUCUGAUCUCCGCGGAGCGGCCAUGCACCGAGGUAGGCGCAAGCGUAGGAGCGCGUUGUUUCGCGUCUGACCUAUUCUGCGGGUCUCGGGUUGACAGAGGCGACGCCUUACGCAGUCUCGUGAUGGCGCCGCGCGGCCCUCCGACGGCUCGCCGCGCGCUCUCGCCGUGAUCGCCUGCGCCACACGGAGCCCGCGCCGUGCUCGGCAUGGCGCUCUUGAGCAGCCGUUCACGGCGGCACGUCCGCGGUACCGCACCCAGUACUAGUUCUUGUCACACGCGGCGACGGCGUCGGCAAACUUCGUGCAUUUUUCUGAUCUGGUGCCAGCGGCGUGCACGCAUUCGCUUUGCAGUUCCUUUUUUCUGCCGUCUUUUCUCGCUCGGCUCAGUAGUGGUGGUGGAGUGUCAGCGGCGUGUUCCUGUGUCAGGGUCCCAGAGGCCGUACUUCGAGUUGCCGCGAGGCUUCUAUCCGUAAGGCCAGAAGCAGCGGGCUCUGGUGGCAGUGCUGAAAGAGGCAUUGUCAAAAUUUUCCUGGUGCUCAACGGCCUUUACUACCCAGAGCGCUGCCGCUCUCCAGAGGCUGCGCUUUGAGAGCAUGCCCAGUCUUGUUGCCGCACAAGUCCGCCGUGGCGCUAUGCCGCGCUCGGGGAAGCUCAUCAGAAGAGGCUGACGGUCGAAUCAGGGGAUGCAGUAUUGUAGACAAGCGUAUCUGCACUCCGAUUUGCGCCUGGCCUCUUCUGCGUUGUUCGAUUUGGUCGGCAAUCACGUCACUGAGCGCUCGUUGAUGCUUUGCGCUCGGUGUUCUUUUUUACUGGAGGGUGUCGAAUCCUCGAACCGGCAUGGCGCGAAUCUAUGAAGUCUCGUGAUUGCGCCGCGCGGCCGGCAGUGGAGCUGCGCGGCCGGCGGGGCGUCCGUGCCCGGACGCCCGGACCUCGGGGUGCCUGGCGGCCCGGCGUCGCACCGCAGGCGUGACGGCGGAUGCCGGGCGUGCCUGGAGGGAGGCGGAGCGAGACCCGGACCCUCUGUCGGAGUCAUGUCAGACAGUCAUGACGGCGGGAAUCCGGGGACGCCCCCGCCAGCGGGGCGCCUCUUGCGGGCGCCCUUGGGCGGGCCUUCCAGGUGCUGCCCGUUUCCGAGGGGCUGCCGCUUGCCCUCUGUUCGGGGCGGGCUUCGCCGGAUGGUGACAGAGAGGUGCGGGCCCAUUGGGCGCUCCCCGUCGCUGCCGCCAUGGGCCACGGUCGCGACGACGUGCGCCGCCUUGGGAUGCGAUGCCCCCGGGAGAGACGCACCAGA